AUGCGGUGCGCGAGCAAGGCCGCCGAGAGCGCGUCCGCACGUCUCUGUGCGGACGCCGAAGCAGAAACCACAGCAACUAAUGUCUCAUCGGUUGCUGCAGCGACUCAGCCUGUGUCACUUGGUGAUGCAGGCGCUAGUCAUGAAGACACUCAUGUCUUCACAGAGUAUGAGCUCGGUGUCUCAUACUCUCCUGAUGCGGAAGAGGGGUCCGUAUCGACGGCGAUCGAAACCAAGCCGCCUGCCAAGCGUGGCAUGGAUGAUACUAUGCGUCGUAGCAUCUUUGGUUCAUCUGAUGAAUCAGGUGAACCAUCUCCGAAGCGAAGGCGCUCGAGGUCGCAAGACGCGGGCGCUCACAGUGUUGUCGGUUCUCCUAUGGACACCACUACGCAACGAGGUGCCAGUUCUUCUGCCGGCACAUAG
Messenger RNA from Peronospora matthiolae, 420 nucleotides. The record is from the annotation of a GenBank genome assembly. Lineage: Eukaryota; Oomycota; Peronosporomycetes; Peronosporales; Peronosporaceae.